GAAUGGAGUUGUCUGCUAGUCUGCCCAUCAUCAUCAUCAUCAUCAUCGUCUUGGUCUGUCUGGCUGGGAUAGCGGAAUUGCAGGUUGUUGUAUUCGCGACGGAACUGUCCGAGCUCAAAUGCUUUGACUAAAUGAUGUGGGAUUAAAAGAAAAAAUAAGGACAACAUACCUUCUUGGAUUCAUUUGUUAUACGAUACUGGUCUCUGCUUCGAAAUGUCGGGGAAAAUAGAGAGUAAGCAAGAUUCUCAACGCUCCCAUUUGUCUUCCUUUACAAUGAAGCUCAUGGACAAGUUCCACUCUCCCAAAAUCAAAAGGACACCUUCAAAGAAAGUCAGCAAGCCACCUUUAGAACUUAGCGUCAGCACAGCAGAGAAACCCAACAUCAAGAGUCUCAGCCGGUUAGAGGAGAAUGAGAAAGACGUGGUUAGUGCCUUGCGUUACUUCAAGACCAUCAUUGACAAGAUGGUGGUGGACAAGAAGGUGCUGGAGAUGUUACCAGGUUCUGCCAGUAAGGUCCUGGAGGCCGUUCUUCCUCUGGUUCAAGUGGAGCCAAGGAUCCAGCACAGUUCGGCGGUGUCUUCCUGUUUGAACCGUGUCUACCAGAGUCUGGGCAAUCUCAUCCGCUGGUCCGACCAGGUCAUGCUGGAGGGCGUUGACCUGGAAGACAAAGAAACCAUUGUGACCGUCACCACUGUGAUCAAAGCCGUGCUCGACGGUGUUAAGGAGCUGGUUAAACUGACCAUAGAGAAACGGGAGCGUCCCUCUCCCACAUCCCCCGUCAAGCCAGUGCCACCGGCUGCUCUGCCCGAGAGCACGACCGAGCUGUCUGCCAAUGAAAAGGAGAAGGACCGUCUGGACAAAACCUCGUCCCCGGUUCCGUCCACAGAGGUCCUGAACGAACACACUGGACCGGAGGAGGAUGAGGUGGAGAUGGCGCCGCCUAAACCCCCUCUUCCGGGCCCCAAGACGGCUGAACACAAUCCGCCGGCUCUCCCUCCAAAGAAGCGCCAGUCAGCCCCCUCCCCCACCCGACUGGCAGUGGUGUCACCGAUGAGCCGGGCCACCAGUGGUGGUAGUUUCCCACUGGGCAUUGGCCUCCUCAAACAGGAGAACGAAGUGGAUGCGUUGCAGCGACGCUUCUCCGGGGGCAGCCACUCGUACGGAGGGGAGUCCCCGCGCCUGUCGCCCUGCAACAGCAUGGGCAAGCUGAGCAAGUCCGACGAGCAGCUGUCCUGGACGGUGGACAGUGGGCAGUGCUCACGCAACACCAGCUGUGAGACUCUGGACACAGCAGAACACUACGACCCGGACUAUGACUUCCUGCACCAGGACCUGUCCAGCCUGGAGCAGAUGCCUCCUGUGCUGGCUGGCGGGUGCCUCAGCCCCCUGCCCGAGUCCCACAGCGAAUCGUCCUCCCCCUGCCCUGGCCCCGGUGCACCGCUGGCACAGCCCGACUUCAGUCCCGCCUCCCUCCAGGGUUCCUCCCCUCUGUACUCCCGCACGGCUCCCGCCCCGCCGCCCCCGGCGCUGCCGGAGAAGAAGCGUCGCAGCGGCGCCUGCUCCGGCUCCUCUGACGGCUUCUACUCGGGCUCCUCCUGGCGCAGCUCGUUCGAGCGCUACCCGUCCCAGUAUGACAACCUCAUGGAGGAGGAUGUGCCGCCCUUUCCCCUCUCCACGCCCGACAUCUCGUCCAUGGUGGGGUUUGUGUCGGAGUUCGGCGCUGGCGAGGCCACAGACCCCCCACAGAGUCCACCCCCACUACCGGAGAAGAAGAGCCGUCACAUCCUGAAGUACAUGCAGUUUGUGGAGGACUACUCCGAGCCCCAGCCCUCUGUCUUCUACCAGACAGCGCAGAGCGAGAGCAUCUACGAGCAGCGCAACAAGCGCUUCCAGGAAGUGUAUGGUUUCAACGACUCAUUCAGCAGCAGCGACUCUGUUCACGAGCUCGUCCCGCCCCCGGCACUACCGCCCAAACAGAGGCAGCUGGCCUCCCACUCUUCCUCUCCUUCUUCCUCCUCCUCGUCCUCUCUCUCCUGCCACCUCCAGCAAUCUAAUGCCGUGCUGGUGGUGGAUGAGGUUGGGGCUGCUCUCAGCAUGUCUGUCUCUAACUCCUUCCUGAGCCGCCAGACCUCCCUGACCACCCCAAUGCAUAAGACAAUUCUCCGGUCCUAUUCUCAGGACUUUGGGCCUCUCUGCCAGUCUUCCAUUCCACAUCUCCUCUCAUCUUUCUCUCCCUACUCUCCCAUUGUCCACCAAUCACAGAGCAUGGACCUCGCGGCCCCGCCCAGUGGCUGCCCUGAACCUGUGCUGGUGGCCAAUGGCUCGCUGGACAGCUCUGGUGCCUGUCUUGGCAUCUGCCUUCCUACUGACUCUUCUUUCUCUGACACGCGUCAGACCUCUUUGAGCGAAAGCGCUAAUGAGGAAGGAGGGGAGGGAGAGUAUGUCGACCUGUACUCGUCCAGCCAAGCCAACGGAGACGGGCUGCCCCCCCGCCCAGACUCGUCUGCCUUAGACGACUCACUGGACGACGCUGCCUCGAAGGACGCGCUGUGCAAUAACCAGGACGUGGCCGAUGACGGACGAAGGCAGAACUCCUGUGACGGAGGGCAGAGCGGCGAGGAGGCUGAUGAGCUUUCUCUGGUCGAUCACGCGGAGAUCAUGUCUCGGAUAACACUAAAGCAGGAGAAUGAUGACGGCCCAGAUGUCCGAGCCGGAUCAGGGGAUAUUUUGUUAGUCCACGCCACAGAAACAGACCGCAAAGAUCUUGUCCUGUACUGUGAGGCUUUCCUGACAACGUACAGGACCUUCAUAACACCCGAGGACCUCAUCAAAAAGCUGCACUACAGAUACACUAGGUUUUGUCACAGCCCAGAUACAUUCAAGAAGAGAGUGAGCAAAAACACCUUUUUUGUUCUGGUCCGUGUGGUCGACGAGUUGUGUCUGGUGGAGAUGACAGAGGACAUCCUGAAGCAGUUGAUGGACCUGGUGUUCAGGCUGGUGUGUAACGGUGAGCUGAGCUUGGCCCGCGUGCUGCGCAACAACAUCCUGGACAAAGUGGAGCAGAGGAAGCAGCUUCGCUACACCCACUCCCUCAAACCACUGGCUGCACGGGGUGUAGCGGCCAGACCGGGAACCCUGCACGAUUUUCGCAGUCACGAGAUUGCCGAUCAGCUAACUCUCCUGGACGCAGAGCUCUUCUACAAAAUCGAGAUUCCUGAGGUUCUGCUCUGGGCAAAGGAGCAGAAUGAGGAGAAGAGUCCCAACCUCACACAGUUCACAGAGCACUUUAACAACAUGUCCUACUGGGUCCGCUCCCUAAUCAUUCUGCAGGAGAAAGCCCAGGACCGGGAGAAGCUCCUCCUCAAGUUCAUCAAAAUAAUGAAGCACUUACGGAAGUUAAAUAAUUUCAACUCGUAUUUGGCAAUAUUGUCUGCCUUGGAUUCAGCUCCUAUCCGAAGACUGGAAUGGCAGAAAACCACCUCAGAGGGUCUAGAGGAAUACUGCACCUUAAUAGACAGCUCCUCCUCGUUCCGGGCCUACCGAGCAGCUCUGGCUGAUGUGGAGCCCCCAUGUAUACCAUAUCUGGGUCUUAUUCUUCAGGACCUGACCUUUGUCCAUCUGGGCAACCCUGACCACAUCAACUCCAAGGUCAACUUCUCUAAGCGCUGGCAACAGUUCAACAUCCUGGACACCAUGAGGCGCUUCCAACAAGUGCAUUAUGAUCUGAAACACAACGACGACAUUGUCUCCUUCUUCAAUGACUUCGGCGACCACCUGGCAGAAGAGGCUCUGUGGGAGCUGUCGCUGAAGAUCAAACCUCGGAAUAUUACGCGCCGCAAAACAGAGCGUGAAGCGAAGACAUAGGGCUGGGUCCUGGUGUACCGGCCCUCGGGUCACCAUACAAACUUAAAACGGAAUUACAAGAGACUACAAUCAAGUAGAACUGUGAAGGCAGCUAAAAGACUGGCACUUUUUUUGUUACAGUUGUUUACAGGAGCUCGAUGACUUGCGAUUUCACUGGGUUUCAGUCCAGGUAUGAGGACGGCCCGUGGAGAGAGACUGCAGAACACGUGUUGGGAGGCCCACUAAGAGGGUUCUCCUGUUCACCUUUGUGGCACCAACCUCAUCCACCCAAUGCCAUGUUGUGGGUACAACUCAAGCACUUCAGAAUGUGCUUAGGGGUUCUCCCUCUCAUGGCCUGAGAGAGUCUGACUGAAACCCUGUAGGUGUGUGGCAUUGGAAACACUGUUCUGUGGCACUCAAUUUAGAAUUUCUUUUUUUACACGGGACACCAGCUCUUUUUUUUUGCCAUAAACUGUGACAACAUAACACAGCUGAUGAACUGCAAUUAGUGGUGCAGAACUUUGAGACAAAGACACUCAAAUCACCCCAUGUCUGUUUCUGGACAGGUAGAAAACUAUUUUACAGACGCACAUAAGAUGGAAUUUUAUAAUAAUAAUAAAAAAAUGUAUUUUUUUUUUUUUCUUUUUUUUUUUCAAGGAAGUAUUGUAUGUAUAAUCCUGUCUGACUAAUGCAAUGCAGUUGUCCUUUGGUUCUUUUAAAGGAUCUGAGAAGGAUAAUGGGGAGACAUGAGACAUGAAGCUCAUAUUUGUGCACUUAAUAUCAAAUGAACAAAAUGGUAUGUGAACAGUGUGUCACGGGAUCUGUAAAUAGCAAUGGAGACAGAAACCAGAAGUGAACGCGAAGGUCGUCUUGUAAACAUGCAGGUUCUACCUGUAGGGUGCCCCCCCCCCCAACCUGGUCCCCAAUACCUCCUGUUUAAUCUGGAUGGCGUUUGGCUCCGAUACCCAAAGACUGAAGUCCCCUCAAUGCCAAAUGAAGGCCGUUGCAAAUGCAGGAUAGCACAUCGGUACCGCUGUCUCUUGACAGAAUCAUCCGGAACAGGCCCUACAGAUCCCUGUGCAAAUAAAUAAAACAUGAAGUAUU
Molecule: messenger RNA, 4947 nt
Organism: Esox lucius (northern pike)
Lineage: Eukaryota; Metazoa; Chordata; Actinopteri; Esociformes; Esocidae
Gene: rapgef1a
Product: Rap guanine nucleotide exchange factor (GEF) 1a
Exons: 26
Coding region: 214-3864 (1216 amino acids)
Biological process (GO): Ras protein signal transduction; positive regulation of GTPase activity
Cellular component (GO): plasma membrane
Molecular function (GO): guanyl-nucleotide exchange factor activity
Source: RefSeq, a predicted model, not a curated record